UUGUAAUUGAAAAUUAAAAAAGAUGGCGGUAAAUCAACAAAGAAAGCGAGCAAUGAAGCGCCUUAUGCAGGACUAUGAAGAACUGCAGAGGGAACCCGUCGAGAACGUAUCAGCCAUGCCUCUAGACGCCAACGUAUUUGAAUGGCACUGCAACUUCAAGCACGAUGACAUCAUAUACCACCUCAUUUUAUUUUUCACCGAAAAAUACCCGUAUGACUCUCCAAGCGCAGAGUUUGUUCCCGUAGGUUUCCGCUACAACAGUGGCGCCACCAUGCCGGGAAAGGUUGGAACUAAAGUGUGUUUGAAUAUCUUUUCUGACUUUGCUUAUAUUCACACUGAAUGGAAAGAUGAAAAAUCUGUUGGCUGGUCUCCCGGAUAUACCGUACAGACCAUUCUUCUUAAUGUGGUGGCUUUCCUGGCGGAGACACAGUCGGGUGACUACGCUUGGAUGAAGGACGCGUCGGACCAUAACCGAAAGAUUUCGAAAGGAUUCAAAUGUGAUUGUGGUCACACUUAUGCGAAACCACUUCCGGCAUUUGACGCGGGUAAACCCGAAAAAAGCGGGAAGAAAACAGACAAAAAAGGCAAGCAAACUAAAGCGGCAGCAAGUGGCGAAUCUGUGCCAGACAUAAUAGAUUAUGCUUCAAAGGAGCGUUUUGACAAAUCAGUAAAACCAAAGUCGAACGAUGAUCUGUUUGGAUACGGUUUAAUAGUAUCAGGUCCCCCACAUAGACCAGCUCUCACAACACCCUGCGAAUUCAUUAAACUGGAAUCGUUCGAAGCAAUGAAAAAAGCAAUAGGCACUGUCAAAAGUGUUAUGAAGGAAGAUAUCAAAUUCUUCCUCCCAAUGUAUAUCACUCCCAACCAUGGCUCUAUGAUUAAAGAGACUUUUGAGAAAUGCUUAAACGAGGUGGCAGCUAUUUUACCAAAAUGUAAGCCAAACAAAACUCCCCUUAAGGACCUCAUCAUUAAGGUCAUACCGAACUUGAUGAGCGCCACAGUGGUGGAAUUUUCUAAAGGGACACAACACACAAGCGAAAACAGUCUUAACGGCUACUUUUCUCUACAUAGAUUGUUUCUGUGGGCACUGGACACGUACCCUGAAUUACAGGAGGAGAUCGACUCCAGACUAAAGGUUUUUAUCGAUGACGUGAGUGAAAGAAGCAAAAAGGCAUGUCCGCACAUUGGAGAAUGGUUGAUGCUUCUAGCAGCUUCAUUCAAGUACAGGUGGCAGGAUGCUGCUUGGGCUUAUCUGUCAGAAAGCUUCAAGAGAAACGUUAUGUGGUACGUCAAAGAGGACGCUAAACUGGGCAUGCUCGACACUGACAAAGACUAUCGCAUCCGGGAAACACUUCAGAGGACUCUGGUUAGCCGGAAGCUGUUAGCCUUCCAGGUGCUCUUUCUGGACAUUGCCAUGCCCAAAGGAAAAUCGAAAGCAGACCUGGUCAAGCGAUACGAUAAUAACUUAGGCUUCCCUACGGAAGAAAUGGUGAAACAGAUGAAGGAAUCUGUCCAGCUCAUCAAUAACAUGAAAACCUACUCUGAUUGGUUUAACGUCCUGAAGAUAAAGCCCCUCCGAGAUGAUGAGGUAUUUGAUAAGCUGGUGUCCGCGGUCCAGUACGCUAUCGAUACGGACGGAUACCACUGGACAUUUUGGAAGACGGGGGGAGGCUGGGGGGAGGUCCUCCGUAGAUAUAAACCUUACAAAAAGAAAGAAGACAAAGACACUGGGAAGAAAAAGGCUGACGAUGACGAUGUAGAGCCUAGCGCAAAGAAGAAGAAACCUGCCUUGAAAAAGGAAGAUUCGAAGCCAAAAGGGCGCGGACGAGGGGGAAAAGCAGCCGCGGCGGCAGCUAAACCCGCGGGUAGAGGGGCUAAGAAAGCCGAGGAAGAGCCGAAAGCACCUGUGGGUAGAGGUCGGGGGCGUGGGCAGAAACGAAAGGCCGAAGAUCCUGCACCUGUGGGCCGGGGACGUGGAGGAAAAAAGAAGAAAUAAUAUUUAACAAUUAAAGUACAUGUAUACAGAGUUAUGUAUUUAGGUUAUUAUAUACUAAGUACUCAUUCGUCUGAAUAUAUAGAUGAGCCUUUGAAAUGUAAACUGCGAUGGACGCCUAAGUUGAAAAAAAGAGGUUUCCUAUAGGAUGUAGUAGUUUUUAGUAUUCCUCUGCUAUUAGUUUGACAAUGUUGUUUUGUUUUUGUUUUUGUUUGGUUUUUUUUUUUUUUUUUUGUAGCAAAUUUGGAGUAUAUUUGUAUUUAUUUUUAUCACCAAGAUAAUAAAAUGUACAUGGUAGCUUAUGACAGUUUUAUUUACGUUUCAGCUUGUAAUGAAUAUCAUGCGAGUCUUGCACCCAUAUGCACAAUGAUGUUUAACAUG
Saccostrea echinata is the source of this 2374-nucleotide messenger RNA. RefSeq lists its product as uncharacterized. NCBI's taxonomy places the organism in Eukaryota, Metazoa, Mollusca, Bivalvia, Ostreida, Ostreidae. The record is from RefSeq and is a predicted model, not a curated record. The transcript has 6 exons. The coding region runs from base 23 to 1996 and encodes 657 amino acids.